AUGGCACUUGAGAGGCAAAGUCAGGUGAGGUCUUCGAUAUUCGAGGCGUCUCAGUCUCUUUUGCAAACGUUAUCCACAUCGCUUGGACCAAGAGGACUUGACAAGAUGCUUGUGAGAGACAAGAAGACAGUGGUGACAAACGACGGUGCAACGAUACUCAAGUACCUGAACAGAUAUCCAGUGCAUGGGAUCCUGUCGAACAUGUCUUCUACACAGGAUGAAGAAUGCGGAGACGGGACAACAAGCGUGGUUGUGCUUGCUGGAUGCCUGCUGGAGAGAGUUGCUGCCCUACUGGAGAGGAAUAUUCAUCCAUCGAUUAUUUGCGACAAUCUUGAGAUUGUAAAGAGGAUAGCGCUUCGCUACAUCAACAAAGUGAAGAUUGAAUGUGACAAGAAGGAUUUUGUUAAUACGGUGAAUACAGCACUAAGCUCAAAGAUAGUGUCAUCUAGCAGUUGCGAGAUGGCAUAUGCAGCAAUUGAGGGCAUGGAACAUGUUAAUGGACAAAAGAAGCGCAUAAGAGUAAUUAAGAAAGUUGGAGGAGGAUUGGACGAUGUGAAGGCAUACAAGAGCAUUCUUUUGGAAUUUGACACUAAAAACUUGCCGAAGAAGGCCAAAGUUGCGGUUGUGCAAUUCUGCCUCAGUGCACCUAAAACCAACAUGGAUAGCAAGAUUCUAAUAAAUGAUUCUUCUCUGAUGGACAGGGUGAUACAAGAUGAAAGGAAAUACAUUUUGGAGAUGUGCAAGAAAAUAAAAAAGAGCGGAUGCACACUGCUUAUUGUACAGAAGAGCAUUCUGAGAGAAUCGUUGAGCGGUCUUGCCAGCCAUUUUUUGAAGCAGUUGAAUGUUCUUGUAGUUAACUCUGUGGACAGAAAAGACAUUGAUUAUCUGUGCACCACACUGAGCAUCCAGCCAGUCUCUGAAAUAGAUCUGCUGGGAGCGUCGUCUCUGACUGAGGUUGAGAUUGGAGAGGUUGAGGGAAUGCUUGAGAUAAAAGAUCACGGAUGCACCAUUGUACUAAGGGGAUGUGAUGAGAUGGUUGUGGAUGAAGCAGAGAGGUCAUUGAAUGAUGCAUUAUGUGUGGUGAGGUGCCUGAACGAAGUUCCAUUUUUGGUUCCUGGGGGUGGAUCUGUUGAGAUGGGUAUUGCAUCAAUGCUUUGCGAAUGCACUGAAGGAAAUGUGUAUGUGCUGAGAGAGAUUGCAAAGGCGUUUGAGGGGAUCCCGUACUUCCUUGCAAAGAAUGCAGGACUUUAUCCUAUUGAAAUCGUUUCUGAAUUAAGGAAUGAACUAAAACAGAACGAAUGUGCAGGAAUCAGUGUCCGAAGUGGACAUGCAGGAGACAUGGUGAAGGAUGACUUUGUGAUACAACCUGCAAAGGUAAGCAUCAGCAUGAUCACUCUUGCAAUCGAGACUGUGUCUAUGAUUCUCAAGAUUGAUGACAUCCUUCCGGCUAGAAGAUGA
Molecule: messenger RNA, 1458 nt
Organism: Ordospora colligata OC4
Lineage: Eukaryota; Fungi; Microsporidia; Ordosporidae
Product: subunit delta of TCP-1 chaperonin
Exons: 1
Coding region: 1-1458 (485 amino acids)
Biological process (GO): protein folding
Cellular component (GO): chaperonin-containing T-complex
Molecular function (GO): ATP-dependent protein folding chaperone; ATP binding
Source: RefSeq, a predicted model, not a curated record